CGUCAUUUGAACUCUGAAAGUAAUUAUUGCAAAGGAAACCAAAGUUGUCGGCAGUUUAGUAGUCUUGCUUUGUAGUAGAACUUUGCGAACAUCAUGAAUCCCAACGCUGCGAAAGAAAUCAAGACGAUGAAGCUAUAUACUGAUGUUGAUAGAGUUUACAAUGAGCUGAAAGAGCUAGGGUACAGUAGAACAGAUCCUCUGAAGGUCGAAGAUGUCUGCAAAGUGGAUGAGUGGCAUUACAAGGGCACAGCUGCUGUAGAUGAUGCUAUAAAAAUCCUUAGAAUAAACAAAGAGCACACAGUCUUGGAUUUUGGAUCUGGUCUUGGUGGCCCAGCCAGGCAUUUAGCAGCAAAUACGGGAUGUCAUGUGGUUGCCUUGGAGCUACAAGAAGACAUGCAUGAGUCAGCAAUAGACUUAACCAAAAGAUGUGGGCUGAGUGAUAAAGUUAAACUUCAGUGUGGAGAUAUUCUGAAGCUGGAACAUUCUGAGUCUUAUGACUUCCUUGUCAGCUGGUUAGUGAUUCUUCAUAUUGAGGAUCGGAAAACACUGUUCAAAAAGUGUCUUGACCUUCUCAAACCUGGAGGGAAAAUAUAUAUUGAAGACUAUUACAAGCUUGCGGAUAUCUCUCCAUCUAUUGCUGAAGACUUGAAAGAGGCCGUGUACGUUUCUUACUUGCCUACAAAAGAGGAGUACAUUAAGCAAAUGGCUGAUGAAGGCUUUACAAAUAUUCAGUUUGAUGAUUUAACAGGAACUUGGCGACCACACGUGAAGGAGAGAUAUCAGAAUGCCUUAGCCAACAGAGAGCGAAAUGUGAGAGUCCUUGGAGAAGUGAGCUUUGAGGAGAUAUUGUAUUUCUUCUCUAAAAUUAGUGGUGUGUUUGAGUCAGGUUCCGUAGGAGGGUGCAGAAUCGUCGCUAGCAAGGCUCAAUAAAAAGCGGGAGCUUUGUGAAUAAUAUAAUACCUUUGAAUUUGAAAAUAACUAAUCUCGUUUCUUAUUUGAAAACGGAAGAAGGAUGUGUAAGAAGUGAUUCAAAUUUUUUUUUUAUCAGGUCUUUCCUCCCUACUAAGAAUGUUAUUUGUUUUUUUGUGUUGUUGUUGUUGUUUUGUUUUUUGUUUUGCUUCCUGAGUUCUCCCCACAGAGUCAAGUAUCGGGUUCUGUUACUGAGAUCAUCUUCUCGCACUCUCUUGUUAUUUUCUUCUUAAUAUUGAAUUAUGAAAAUUGAGGAGCCUUUUUUCGCCAAUAAAUAUUGUUCAUGUCCACUUUUACUCAUCUAUCCUCUCCUCACUUUUGAAUAAUAAACGCAGGCUCAAUUCCAGACCUAUUUGCUACCGAGUAGCAGUUUACCGACAACUGAGCCUUUCGUGGACCUCGUCCAGGCCCUUUUAUAGUGCGGGACCUUGUUUAAGAAACAUUUAAUUCAAGCUAUAUAAUGAAAAAGAAAGAACUUUAUAAACAAUGACAUCUACAAUAAAAGUUUAACUCAC
Nematostella vectensis (starlet sea anemone) is the source of this 1484-nucleotide messenger RNA. Its product is annotated as phosphomethylethanolamine N-methyltransferase. The transcript is spliced from 7 exons. Bases 94 to 930 code for a protein of 278 amino acids. Lineage: Eukaryota; Metazoa; Cnidaria; Anthozoa; Actiniaria; Edwardsiidae. The record is from RefSeq and is a predicted model, not a curated record.